AUGGCGGACCUUCAUCGCCAGCUGCAGGCGUACCUAGCGCAGGGGAAAGCGGGUGAGUCAGCGGCCGCCGUGCCGCUGCUCGCCGAGGACCAGGCGGAGGUGGCUGCAGCGAGGAACGGGGCGGCAGGAACGUGGAUGGGCAGGACGAGCCUGCGCUGGGAGUGGGCGCGUAACCCCGCAGAGCAAGCGCCGGCGAGCGGGCCGUGCUUGCCCAGUGUGACGCGUACGCAGAGGCUGGCAGCGAGCGGCGUGUGUCUGCUGCUGGCAGCCCUCUGCUUCGGCCUGGCCGCGCUGUACGCGCCGGUGCUGCUACUGCGCGCCCGCAAGUUCGCACUGCUGUGGUCGCUGGGCUCGGUGCUGGCGUUGGUGGGCGGUGCCCUGCUCCGCGGCGGCGCGGCGUGCGGACGCUUACUGCGCGGGGAGGAAGCCCCGUCCCCGGCCGUGCUGUGCUACGUCAUCGCGCUGUGUGCCACGCUCUACGCUGCGCUAGUCCUGCGCAGUACAGGGUUCACGGUGCUGGGCGCAUGCGCACAGAUGGCAGCCCUGCUCGGGGUACUGGUCAGCUUGCUGCCCUGGGGCGGAGCCACCAUGUUGCGCCUCGCACUUGGCCGUCUGGCCCCUAGCACCGGCCUCACUAAAGCAUUGCCUGUCUGACAAGCGGACUCCGACUUCGGAGCCUUGACCCAGCCAAGCACGGACCUACCCCAAGGACACCCCGGGCGGCAGCGACUGAAUCUUCCCGGCCGCCAUCUGAAGACUGAGCUGAGCAGGCAGUAUUGACUGAAACUUGACCACUUCGGGAAGCUUGGAUUUCAACGUUCGUUGGAUUGGUGAUGUGCUGUAGAGUAUCUAUUGUUUCUACAUUGGCCUUGGUCUUCGAAGAAGCACAGUAAAAACCAAUGGCUCUUGUAUUA
This is a messenger RNA of Echinops telfairi (small Madagascar hedgehog), 914 nucleotides long. It is a transcript of the gene SFT2D3, whose product is annotated as SFT2 domain containing 3. Gene Ontology annotation, cellular component: membrane. The transcript has a single exon. Lineage: Eukaryota; Metazoa; Chordata; Mammalia; Afrosoricida; Tenrecidae. Gene Ontology annotation, biological process: vesicle-mediated transport. The record is from RefSeq and is a predicted model, not a curated record. The coding region runs from base 1 to 654 and encodes 217 amino acids.